Molecule: messenger RNA, 924 nt
Organism: Labeo rohita (rohu)
Lineage: Eukaryota; Metazoa; Chordata; Actinopteri; Cypriniformes; Cyprinidae
Gene: mrps10
Product: mitochondrial ribosomal protein S10
Exons: 7
Coding region: 55-624 (189 amino acids)
Biological process (GO): translation
Cellular component (GO): mitochondrial small ribosomal subunit; mitochondrion; ribosome
Molecular function (GO): structural constituent of ribosome
Source: RefSeq, a predicted model, not a curated record
CCCUCGUCUCUGUUUUGACGUCGCUUCCGUUUCCUUCCCGCUGAGACAGAAAACAUGGCGGCCUCCAUCGCGAGUUUAAGGACCGUUCGCGUCCUGUCAAAGAUCAUUCCCGGACGCUUCCUACCGGCUGCUGCAGUCCGGCAUCAAACGGUCCGUUCACGGUUUGUCCACUCCGCUCCAGUGUCCUCAUCGCUGUGUCCUGCUGUGUCGGUGUCAGAGGAGCCGGAUGUGCUCUAUCAGAAGCUGUCGGUGCGGGUCAAAGGUCACGACAGGGCCGUGCUGGACAGCUAUGAGUUUUUCGCGACUCUGGCGGCUCGAGAGCUCGGCCUCAACCUGAAGACAGUAUUUGAGGCACCAAAACACAUCGAUAAACUGACGCUGCUCAAGUCCGUUCACAUCUUCAAGAAGCACCGAGUGCAGUACGAGAUGAGGACGCAUUACAGGUGUAUUGAGAUCUCCGGAGUAACGGGGUCGAGCGCGCGGGUUUAUCUGGAGUAUAUUCAGCGUAACCUGCCGGAGGGUGUUGCUAUGGAGGUCACCAAGACCGCGAUUGAAAAGAUCCCAGAGCACAUUCAGAAGCCGCUGUGGGACGACAGCAAUCUGGAGCCGUCCGGCCAGCGAUGAACACGCCGUCAACCCGAUUCUGAAAUACAGCAGAAGCUGUGCAGCAUGUGUUUGUGUUUCUGUCACUGAAACAAGAUUCAAGUAGAAAUUCUGACGGUCAGUGUGUGUACAUGCAAACCAGGAACCAGAUACAUUUUAUAUACAUUUCUUUUACGUUAUAAAAGAAAUUGACACCAGCCCACCUUCUCUUCCAACUAGUCUUUUGUUUUUUGUAAUAUUUUCCUAUUUAUUUUGUCGGUUAAUAUUGACUAUUUUGUUUGAAAAUGUCACAUCUACAUUAAAAAGAGAUCUUCAGCAUCA